AUGCCAGGUUCUCUCUCUCCCUCACUCGGCUCGCGUGUCCGCAGCAUCAUUGGCAGAAUCACCGGAAGCAACGAAGAGGACAGUACUGACCCUGCCGAUGUUGACCGCAUAGUGGCCCAGCUUUGCAUCCUCGAAGCAACAAACAAUCAGCUUCGCACACGCUAUAUUGAGCUUGGAGACACACAUCUCAACUCAACCCACGCAGGAUCUGAUGAACUGCUUGCGAGGGCACAGGAUUGCAAAGCGCAGCUUAAAAGACUGCUUAAGUCCAGUGGGAUCGAUAUGAUUCUCAGAGUCGAGGUUAACAGUGCGUUGGAAAAAUUAAAGGAUAUGGAAAGAGUAUACGCGCAGGCACGCAGAUGGGCCUGCGUUCAAGUUUAA
This is a messenger RNA of Morchella sextelata, 381 nucleotides long. RefSeq lists its product as uncharacterized. Bases 1 to 381 code for a protein of 126 amino acids. The transcript has a single exon. NCBI's taxonomy places the organism in Eukaryota, Fungi, Ascomycota, Pezizomycetes, Pezizales, Morchellaceae. The record is from RefSeq and is a predicted model, not a curated record.